Molecule: messenger RNA, 1497 nt
Organism: Plasmodium inui San Antonio 1
Lineage: Eukaryota; Apicomplexa; Aconoidasida; Haemosporida; Plasmodiidae
Exons: 1
Coding region: 1-1497 (498 amino acids)
Source: RefSeq, a predicted model, not a curated record
AUGGAGGUGCUAGUGGAGACGGCAGUCAUCGCUCUGGCGGUGUUGCUGCUGCGCGAGUCGAUGCGGCGCCAGUUGCUCCUUCCACACCUGGUGCCGCGACACACCCUGUUCUCUUCCCGCUCCACCGUGUUGGUCCUCUCCGGCGCGGUUGCGCUGCUCUUGGACGGGAGGCAUCACUGCGCGUGCUUCACCCCGGCUGGGCGAUCAACCGGGUGGUCAACCCAACGGCCAACUGACAGGACAGCCGCUCCCGCCUGGAGGCUGUUCGUGUCCAAACCGGCUCAGAAAAAAGCCAACCAGCUCAAAACCAAGAUAGUGGUGAAUAAGAAGAAGAAGGAAGAGAAAAUGAAGAAAAAAUUAAGUAAAGGGGCUGAAUUUAAAAGCUCAGCAAAGUAUAAAGUGAUAGAAGACAUACUAGAAGGAUAUCCAUACACAUCGCUGCCUGUCCCUGAACAGACGAUACAGAAGGAACCAUUCAUGUUGCUGAGGGGAAGAGUGAAAGGAGAGUUCCUAAAAGGAAUGGAAUUACCCUUUGGUCUUAUUGAUCCAGUAAAGUAUGAACUGCUAAAAUUGAUUGGCAGACUAGGAGACCCGUUUCGCAACCUAUGCUCUCACGCACUAACCCCUAGACUUCUAAUCGACUCUCUUUUUAAGAAUCAGCCUGAACUGACUUUCGACGAAUUUUGCUACCGAGUGGAGUAUCGAAGAAGAUUUCUCAUGCCAUCGUACACGGAUGUCUUCAUGUAUGAGAAAGAACUCCUCUGGCAGCAGUGGAUAGCGGUACGCAAUUUGAAAGAGGUAUCCCCUGAAACGCCUGAAUCGGAUCAUGAGCGCGUUCAGAAGAUUCUAGAGCCAGAUGAGACAACUAUGCCAAUCGUUAUGGUGAGGGUAAACAGAGAAAUAAGUAAUCAGGGGGUCCAUCCAGCGAUACUCAAAAUGUUUUUCGACUUCCUCAAUGUAGAAAAACGUCCCGAUAAACUCAGCCGUGAUUAUGCUUUCCUAAAAUUAGAAUCCAUAAUGAGGAAACUUAAAAAUAGAGAGUUCCUUGAGGGGAUCAGACCAGAUUACAUCUACUUCAUGUUUAAUGAACGCGCUAAAGAUGCCUUUGCAUCAUACGACAAGAGCGAAUUUGAGAGGAGCUAUCAUGAGGCACUUAAUCACAAUAAUAUGAAACAGAACCUCCUCUCACAAAACGCCACUUACAAAAAAGAGAGGAGACUCUUCUCGGAGAAGACCAAAAAGUGUCUCAUGAAAUUCUAUGACAUAGAGCUUCCUUCUUUCUUCAAAGAUUACGUGAAGAAGAAGGAGGAGAACUACAAGCUCAUUCAUGCUAAGAUUAACCGAAUGAUCACUGGCAAGUAUCUCAAGCGGAAACGUCGUAGGGAGGACAUCCUCGCUGGCCGGCUAACCACGCCGGAGUCACCACUAGGGGAUACAACCACCCCUGCCGAUGAUACCCAGUCGCGCAAGAAGAAGAAAAAGAAGAAGAAGAAGUGA